This is a messenger RNA of Physella acuta, 1094 nucleotides long. Its product is annotated as chymotrypsinogen B. NCBI's taxonomy places the organism in Eukaryota, Metazoa, Mollusca, Gastropoda, Physidae. Gene Ontology annotation, molecular function: serine-type endopeptidase activity. The record is from RefSeq and is a predicted model, not a curated record. Gene Ontology annotation, biological process: proteolysis.
AUUUUUUAAAAAGUUGGUUAAGAUCAAAAUAAUAGAAGAGAUUACUUCCUUGCAUUAAUUGAAAACAAAACUACAAUGAAACUUGGUCAGGAUGUGUUAAUUAUGUGAAGACACGAGAAACAAUAGCAAUGUUCUACAACUUAAAGUACACACCCAAGGUGUUGGUUUGGCUGAUUCUAUUGACUUGGGAUCUCGGCGUUCAAGGUAUCACCAAAGGUGUCUGUACGCUGGAAAAGCAGCCCUUCACCAUGGAAGAAUACAAAGCUGAGUUUAAGCGUCUCCUAGAAGGUGUGAACCAAACCAACGUCCCUAAACCCGACCCAAACAACAAACUUGAACAAAGUUCCUUGUGUGGUCAGACUCUAGUUGACCAGUCGCAGGCCAUUGUUACGGGCGAGGAAGCUUCAGAGAACGCUUGGCCGUGGUACGUCUUUCUCCUGGUAAAUGAUGCUGGUGAAACUGCGACGUGUGGGGGUUCACUUCUCACGGAGUGGUGGAUCCUGACAGCCGGGCACUGUAUGAUGACAUGGAACUCUACUAUCCUGGUUUAUUUUGGAUUAACUAACAUAACACAGUUGGACACGACAAAACAUAUAAAAGUUGAGAAACGUUUUACACAAUUUUAUUUUAAAGAUGGAGUUGCUUACAAUGACAUCAUGCUUCUCAAACUUGAAUCUCCUAUAGCCUUCUCUGACACCAUCAGGUCGGUCUGUUUACCCGAAGAGGACAUGAGCAAGUCCAAAACUUGUUUUAGUAUUGGAUUUGGAGUUACCGAUUUUCGGGGAGAACUGCCUAAAAAAUUGAUGCAAAUAAAAACCAACCCCAUGGAUCACAAACUUUGCAGGUUUAUCCUUCGUUAUUUUUUUCAGUACAACCAUACAGAAUAUUUGAUUUGUGCAGAUGAAGAGAAAGGUCAAGGGACAUGUUUUGGUGAUUCAGGGGGCCCAAUGAUUUGUAUGGCAAAUGGAAAAUAUUAUAUCGUCGGCGUAUCGUCUACCACUUAUGAUUGUGCGCAGAGUGAGUUUCCUUCUGGCUUGGUUUCAGUGUAUGCCUGGAUAGAGUGGAUUAAAACAACAAUCACAUCCAAUUCGUAA